Messenger RNA from Helianthus annuus (common sunflower), 2109 nucleotides. Its product is annotated as DNA ligase 1-like. The coding region runs from base 1 to 2109 and encodes 702 amino acids. The record is from RefSeq and is a predicted model, not a curated record. The transcript is spliced from 5 exons. Lineage: Eukaryota; Viridiplantae; Streptophyta; Magnoliopsida; Asterales; Asteraceae.
AUGGAUAAUGAGUCUUUGAAACAAUUGGCCAGAUAUCACCCAAACCAUCCAGAGCCAUCAACAAAAGCUGAAUUCUUUGGGUUCAUCAAAGACAAAAAUUAUCAAGAUCCAGAUCCUAUUGAACAUCAAAAGUGGAGGAAUGACGAAGAAAUAAAAGAAGCAAGUUAUGCAGAUGAGUUGAAAACACUUGCAAGCUUCAAAGAAACUAGAAAUGAGUGGUUAUUGAAAGAAGAGAAAAAGAAAAGAAGCAGGAAAACAACUCCAAAAGUUCAAGUAGAGGAGGGUUCAUCUUCUCAACCAAAGAGAAAGCGUCAAAAGAAAAGUGUUGAGACUAUGCUUGUUGAUGAAUCUGAGGAAGAAGAUGAAGCUGAAUGUGAAGCUGAAGUUAAUGUUGAAGGAGAUGUUCAUUUAUCUCCUGAAUCUGCAAAGUUUUUGAAAUCUCUUAACGAAUAUAAUGCUGAAAAAGAGAAGACAGCUGGUGAUGAAGGUGAUAAUGAAGAUAAAAGUUCAUCUGAAGAAGAAAUUGAUGAAACUGAACGUGCGAAAAGAAUUAAAGCUGAAAUAGAGAAAGAAAAGCAGCUCAAGAGAAAGAGGAGAGAGGAUAAAGAUGAUGAAUUGUACAAUCCAUCUCCUGAGCAUGUUAUAGAAUCUCAGACACCUCCAUCAUCUGGUGGUAGGAAGAAGACCAAUGCAAGAAAAAGUGUGGUUUCUCCUAAAGCAGCAAGAAGAAAGUUGACAAUCAAGCUGCCUAAACGCACAUCAAAACCAAAGUCAAAACCAAGUCAACCACCAUCACCACCACCUGAACCAUCACCACCUCAAUCACCACAUAAAUCACCACCAAAACAACCUACACCACCACCAUCACCUCUACCACAUCUAGCACCACCACAUCUUUCACCAAUUCAAGAACAACCUGUUGUUACUUCACAACAAAUCUUUCAAACACCACCAUCCACACAACCACCUGUCACAUCCACUCUUGGGAAUAUUCCUCAUGAAGACAUUGGUGAUUUCAAUUUUGCAAGUGAUGAUCAAGUAAAAAGGUUGGAAAAGAAAGUUAAAGAAGUGUUGGUUGAGAACAAAAAGUUGGUGGAUCGUGAGAAGAAACUAGAAAAGCGUGCAGAGAUUGAUAUUCUUAAAGUAAAAGUUGCUGAGUUGGAAGAAGAGAAAGCACGCAGAGAUGAGCAGAACAAAUACUUAAAGAACAAAGAAUUGGAAGCUGCUAAAGCAAUGAAAGAACACGAGAUAUACAUGAUGAAUAAAGUGUUAGAAAAUUUGCUUGGAAAGUCUGUUGAGCAGAGAUUUGAAGAGAUUGAAGUCGAAGAGGUUAGAGCUCGACGUCAAGCUAUGAUUGAUGCUGAGAUGAAGAAUAAAGGCAAGGGUGUUGAAGGUGUUUCGGAUGUUUCUGAAAGAUCAAUUUUUCCAUCAACUGUACUUGAAUCUCCUGUUCAAAAUCCACGUCCAAUAUCUGUCGUUUCUGGUAUUUUUGAAGAAGACGUGUUAAUUAAUGAUGUUAUUGAUGAUGAGGAAGAGGGUGGUACAGGAAUUAAAGUUUCUGAAGCAUCAAAUGAACAGAAUGUCGAAGAUUAUCUUCACGACGAUGCGAAUGAAGAGCCUGAGGAUGCUACAGGUGAGGAGGAGAACGUUGGUGAUCAGAAUGUUGAUAAAAGAGAAAAGUUGAUUUUGCGUAUUGAGCCUGAAGUUGAGGAAGGAGAAAUCAGGCAUACUUACACCAUGAAUGAUAUUAUCGAAAUGACGCGUAUUGAUGAUCCUAACUUCAAGUUUGACUUUGAAGAAGAGUUGAAUGCGUUUGAUAUGAAUCAACAGCCCGAGUAUCAGUACAAGUAUGUUGAUGAAGCUGAUAAUUAUGAUAGGGUUGAGGUUGAAGACUGCAGCGACAAAGAGAAUGUGAAUGUAGAUACUUCCAACUUUCCAACGCUUGUUGAGUUUUUCAGUCAAGAGAACGUAGAUGAGUUGAGAAGGAAAGUUGUUGAAUGUCUGAAAGAUAAGAAAUUUGAUGGUACAACGAAAGAUGCACAACGCGAAGAACGCAAGAAGUGGUUAAGAAAGAGUAAUUUGUGUAUGCCUUACUUGAUUACCUCAUAA